AUGGCUUCUUCUAGCUUUCUAACCAUUGGCGUCCUCGUACUUUUGUUCACCCUGGCUCUUGCUGGCCCGUACCCGAGAGACAGAGUUGAUCGGCUACAAGAUGCUGGCAUGAGGAAGCUCAAGGCGCAUCUGGCUCGCCAUCCGCCAAAGUCUCGUUGCACGCUCAAAAACGCCGUCAAGCGAAAGGAGUGGUCUUCACUCACGCUCGACGAGAGACUUAGUUACAUCUCGGCUGUGAAGUGUCUCGCGUCGAAGCCGCCGAAAUACUCCCCAUCGGUUGUUCCCGGCGCAAGAAGUCGUUACGACGAUUUCGUAGCCACCCACAUCCAGCAAACCAUGAGCAUCCACGCAACGGCCAACUUCUUGUCAUGGCAUCGAUACUACGUCUGGGCAUACGAGAAAGCACUGAGGGAAGAAUGCGGGUACAAGGGUUACCAACCGUAUGAACACUGGCCAUACUAUGCCUCCGAUCCCCUGAGCUCUCCGGUUUUCAACGGCAAUGAGACAAGCAUGUCUGGCGACGGGUCCUAUGUCCCUCAUCCGGGAGUCCCGUUCGGCACUCUGACCAUCCAGCCGGCUAACGGGGGAGGCUGCAUCAUGAGCGGGCCGUUCAAAGACUUCAAGACGAACCUCGGUCCAUUAGCCCCGGUCCUCACCGACGUCCCGCCCAACCCCCGUCAAGACGGUCUGGGAUACAAUCCCCGCUGCCUCCGUCGCGAUAUCAACCCCAACUCGUCCAAGUUUACGAGCGAGGCUCAUACCUACGACCUCAUCACUCAAAACCCGGACAUCUACUGGUUCCAGACUGUGAUGCAGGGCGAGAUGGAAAAGGGGCAACCUGGCGUCCACGGGGGUGGGCAUUUCACCAUUUCCGGUGACCCUGGCGGCGACUUUUUCAAUUCCCCUGCUGACCCAGCUUUCUUCCUCCACCACGCCAUGAUUGACCGCACCUGGUGGAUCUGGCAGAUGCAGGACCUCAACAAGCGCUUGAAGGCGGUGUCCGGAACGAUUGGGCCGAUGGGCGUCGGGGUGAACGGCACGCUCAACGAUGACGUUGACCUGUCGGUGAAUGCUCCGAAAGUCAAGUUGGGUGACUUGCUCGACACGAUGAACGGCCCUUUCUGUUACAUCUAUGUGUGA
Molecule: messenger RNA, 1140 nt
Organism: Colletotrichum destructivum
Lineage: Eukaryota; Fungi; Ascomycota; Sordariomycetes; Glomerellales; Glomerellaceae
Product: Putative tyrosinase copper-binding domain, di-copper centre-containing domain superfamily
Exons: 6
Coding region: 1-1140 (379 amino acids)
Molecular function (GO): oxidoreductase activity
Source: RefSeq, a predicted model, not a curated record